Acyrthosiphon pisum (pea aphid) is the source of this 1425-nucleotide messenger RNA. It is a transcript of the gene Rad51D, whose product is annotated as Rad51 recombinase D. Lineage: Eukaryota; Metazoa; Arthropoda; Insecta; Hemiptera; Aphididae. Gene Ontology annotation, cellular component: microtubule organizing center; Rad51B-Rad51C-Rad51D-XRCC2 complex; replication fork. The record is from RefSeq and is a predicted model, not a curated record. The coding region runs from base 434 to 1348 and encodes 304 amino acids. Gene Ontology annotation, biological process: telomere maintenance; DNA strand invasion; double-strand break repair via homologous recombination. The transcript has 5 exons. Gene Ontology annotation, molecular function: ATP binding; ATP-dependent DNA damage sensor activity; single-stranded DNA binding.
UCACGGUUUGCUUAGAUUACUCAAUUAUAAUAACUACUAAGGUAUUCCUAAAGUAUGUGUUUGACUGUGAGCUAUAUACGUUUAUUAUGAACUGUGAGGCACGCCAAGCCGACUGGCGACUACGGACACGAUACUUGUAUGCACCAUACACCAGCUGCCGGCUUUUAUAAAAUAGUUGUUAGUUGUUACUCGUUUAUUGUUAAUUGUUACCUAUAAAGUGCGAGACUCCUGAUUCCAUAGUCCAUAGUGCCAUAGUACGUGACAUUAAUCAACCGUUCAUACUUCAUUCAACCUUAACAACAACUGCUUACAUUCGUUCACUGAACUGUAUGUCUAUUAAUAAUGUAAUUUGCAUAAAUCAAUACCGCAGGAUUGAUUAAAUUUUUUUUGUACUUCUAAUUGCGUACUUGCAUUACCAAUAAAAAUACCGAAAAUGAUUCGAUUGAACGUUCCUUUGGUACCCGACAAAAACGUUCUCAACAAUUUAUUCGAAAAAAACAUUUGUACAGUGAACGACUUCCUCCAAAAGAAAACUUCUAAUUUGCAAAGCGUAUGCAAUUUACAAUGCAAGGAAAUAACAAAACUAAAAGAUACUAUGACAGUUAAGUGUUCAUCACCAUUAAUUAAUGGAUACACACUUUAUUUAAGUAAAACAUUAUCGACAUUCAUUCAAACUGGAAUUCUUAAAUUAGAUAACCUACUUAAUGGAGGAUUAUUUGUUGGUAACAUAUAUGAACUAUGUGGUCCAUCUGCUUGUGGAAAAACGCAACUAUGUAUUAGUAUUCUAUUAAAUAUUAUAAUAACUACAAAAAAAGAUAUAGUUUACAUAGAUACUAGAAACAAAUUUUCAGUGAAAAGAAUUAAACAAGUAUUGAAAAAUAAAAAUAUGACAAAUAGUGAAAUCAAUGAUAUUUUGAAGAAAAUUCAUGUGUACUCUGUUAUAGACAUUCACAAUUUAAUAACUUGCUUACAUGGUCUAAAAGAAAAAUUGGACCCUAUCAUAAUCAUAGAUUCUCUACCCGCACUAUACCUAUCAUUUAUAGGAUUUUAUAAGAAUGAUGGUUUAUGCUAUAUAAAUCAUAUAAGUUCUGUUUUAAAAUAUUUAUGCAAUAAAAAUGCUACAAUUUUGGUAACAAAUUUAGCUGUAAAAAAUUGUGAUUUUACAAAUGAUUUCAAGCCCGCUAUUGGAAAAUAUUGGUUUCAUAUACCUAACACAAGAUUAAUGAUCACUACAAUAAUAAAUCAACAACAACAGAUGUGUAUAAAUAUUCCAAAAAGUGUAUAUAUACCUUUAGAUAAUAAAUGUAUAUUAAGUAUUAAUGAUUAUGGAGUUUCAUCAAAUUUAUAAUAAUUUAAUAUCCUUUAAUACUUCAUGUUUAUAUUAAGAUUUUAAGAAUAAAAAUUGUUAAAGCGUGAAAAUAUAAA